This is a messenger RNA of Pelmatolapia mariae (spotted tilapia), 990 nucleotides long. It is a transcript of the gene ap1s1, whose product is annotated as adaptor related protein complex 1 subunit sigma 1. Bases 333 to 806 code for a protein of 157 amino acids. Gene Ontology annotation, cellular component: intracellular membrane-bounded organelle; AP-1 adaptor complex; membrane coat. Gene Ontology annotation, biological process: vesicle-mediated transport; intracellular protein transport. Lineage: Eukaryota; Metazoa; Chordata; Actinopteri; Cichliformes; Cichlidae. Gene Ontology annotation, molecular function: clathrin-cargo adaptor activity. The record is from RefSeq and is a predicted model, not a curated record. The transcript has 6 exons.
CUCGGAUGUGGAAGUGCUUUGGCAGAAACAACGGUCGGGGAAGGGUUUGCGCUUAUUACAAGCGCAGUAGUUGAGCACCUUACACGGGAAUGAACUUUCGGCAUUAGUUUGGGUGCACGUCUGAGUGGGCAACGAGGGAGUAGAGUCCGUGUGUAACGUGACACAAACGUUAAAAAUCCCACAGAAUGGGUCGCGAGGGGUGCUGAAGCCUAUCCCAGCUGACUUCACAAAGAAUAUUUAAAGAUUGCCAUCCUAGUGCAAGUCUUUAGUGACCAAAUCCAUUAUUAAUUUUGGUUUUAGUCCUAAUUUGGUCUUCCCAGCACCUGAAAAAGAUGCGCUUCAUGCUGCUGUUCAGCCGGCAGGGCAAGCUGCGACUGCAGAAGUGGUACACAGCCACAGCUGAGCGUGACAAGAAGAAGAUGGUCAGGGAGCUGAUGCAGAUAGUGUUGGCUCGCAAACCAAAGAUGUGCAGUUUUCUAGAGUGGCGCGACCUCAAGAUUGUCUAUAAAAGGUAUGCCAGCCUUUAUUUCUGUUGUGCCAUUGAAGAGCAAGACAAUGAGCUGAUCACACUCGAAGUUAUACACCGAUUCGUAGAGUUGCUGGAUAAAUAUUUUGGCAGUGUGUGUGAGCUGGACAUCAUCUUUAAUUUUGAGAAGGCCUACUUCAUUUUAGAUGAGUUCCUGAUGGGAGGAGAGAUCCAGGACACAUCUAAAAAGAGUGUCCUCAAAGCCAUUGAACAAGCUGACCUACUGCAGGAGGAGGACGAAUCACCGAGAAGUGUACUGGAGGAGAUGGGCUUGGCAUAGUCCACAGCAGCGUUAUGGAAGAAUAUAGAAGGCAGGGGGUGGGUCAGUGUAGGGUAGAACAUGCAUCAACUUGACAGUACUGGUACUAUGUAUAUGUGAAUGGGGACUGGUAUACACUGUUUAACUGGGGGAGAGACUCAGUUAGUGGAAGAACCUUGCAGUGCCAGGCCCUUUAGCUCUGGGU